UCGAAGUAGCAAAACACGGUGCUACAAAAAUCACCACAACAUACCCUCUUUGGCAAGUAUUUAAGAGCCUCAUCAUAUGCCACAACCAACAAAGCAUCACAAAAGUCUAGUAAGAAACAAUAUUACUGAAACAACGUGCACACACAGACAUCUACAGUCAUAGCGAGGCUCAUAGCUCUAGUGAUCGACUGAUCGUCGAUCCAUGGCAGCCUCACCGCUACCAAGAUGGGCACCGACACCGAGCCCGACCAGACCGCUCAGGGUGUCGAGCACCGGGCAAACAGUGAUGUCAUCAUGUAGCAGCUGGGCGGUGUGCAGCUCGUUCAGCUCCAUCUUUGUGCCCUUCCGGUGUUCUGCCGCGCCGCCGUCGCCAGCGGAUGCUCCGGCCAAUGCGGCGGAUGACGGCGGCGGCCGAGUCGGCUGUCAUCCACUGGACUGUGUUGGAGCAAGAGACCGUGAUCUUCGCCCAGAGGAUGCCAGGCCUAGGGUUUUCCUGACAUGGGAGGACCUCACGGUGACAGCCUCCAGUGGGAAGGGGAGCCGUGCAGUGAUUCUCGACAGGCUCAGCGGGUGUGCACGCCCUGGCGAAGUUCUGGCUCUUAUGGGGCCUUCGGGUUGUGGCAAGACCACCCUACUUGACGCCCUGGCUGGACGACUUGGGAACGAUAAGAAAAAGACGGGUAGCAUCUUGAUCAAUGGCCGACGAGAGAAGCUUGCUUUCGGAACAUCCGCCUACGUGACCCAAGAAACCCUGCUGAUGGCGACGCUGACGGUGGCGGAGGCCGUCCACUGGUCGGCGGAGCUCCAGCUGCCGGGCUCGGUGCCGGCGGCCGAGAGGCGUGCGCGCGCCGACCGCGCGAUCCGGCAGAUGGGGCUGGCCGCGGUGGCCGGGAGCCGGAUCGGCGGCCGCGUGUGCAAGGGGAUCAGCGGCGGGCAGCGGCGGCGGGUCAGCAUCUGCGUCGAGCUGCUGGCGUCGCCGGCGCUGGUGUUCCUCGACGAGCCCACCAGCGGGCUCGACAGCACCGCGUCGCUCCACGUCAUGAGCCGCAUCGCGGGGCUGGCCCGGGCGGAGGGGAUGACGGUCGUGGCCGCCGUGCACCAGCCCAGCAGCGAGGUGUUCCAGCUCUUCCAUGGCCUCUGCCUGCUGGCGUAUGGGAGGAUGGUCUACUUCGGCCCAGCAGCGGAGGCCAUCGAGUUCUUUGAUGCUAAUGGCUACCCAUGUCCCUUGAGAAGGAACCCUUCAGAUCACUUCUUAACGAUGAUAAAUAAAGAUUUUGAGGAAUUUGAUGAAGGGUCCACACUUAUGUUACCAUGCGCGGAUGAAGUCAUACAAACUUUAGUAGAUUCCUUAAUAUCUCGGGGGAGUUUAGGAAUGAAAAAUGAAGCAUUUACAAUGGAGGGUGCACCUUUAACUAAGAAAAGGCAAGCUACUUUCUUUACCAAAUGUGCAGUGUUAACCAAAAGGUCAUGUACUAACAUGCAUCGAGAUCUGGGCUACUAUUGGUUGCGAUUUGGUAUCUAUAUAGGCAUUUGUGUGAGCAUUGGAACAAUUUUCUGCAAUGUUGGCUACAGUUUUGCAUCAAUCCAGGCAAGAGCCUCUAUGAUAAUGUUUACAUCAACUCUAUUGACAAUGAUGUCAAUUGGAGGAUUCCCAUCAUUUGUCGAGGACUUGAAGAUAUUCAGAAAAGAGCAGCUGAGUGGUCAUUAUGAUGCUACUGCAUUCGUCAUCUCUAACACACUUUCAUCAACACCAUACUUAGGGAUCAUCUCUAUAAUACCAGGUGCAAUAGCUUAUUACCUGACUGGGCUUCAAAGAAGCUUUGAUCACUUUGUCUACUUCGCGGCAGUGCUAUGGGCAUGCACAAUGCUGGUUGAGGGAUUGAUGAUGAUUGUUGCAGCCAUUGUGCCUGAUUUUCUUCUUGGCAUAAUCACUGGAUCAGGAAUCCAAGGACUACUAAUGCUAAAUGCUGGUUUCUUCAGGCUUCCAAGUGACCUUCCAAAACCCAUAUGGAAGUAUCCGACAUACUAUAUCUCCUACCACAAAUAUGCCACUCAAGGACUUUACAAGAACGAGUUUCUGGGUUUAGCAUUUGAGAAUUUAGGAGGAGAGGGGCUCACUAUUAGUGGUGAGUACAUCCUUAAGACCUACUUACAAGUGGAGAUGGGUUACUCGAAGUGGGUGGAUCUUGCCAUAUUGUUUGCCAUGGUCUUGAUCUAUAGGGUGCUUUUUUUAGUUAUUAUAAAGGUAGGUGAGGCAGUGAGACCCAUGAUUAAAUGUAUAUCACUUAAAGUGUAAUGAAUACCUUUUCUUUUCCCCCCAAGUCAUGCUAUCAACGGUUGGUUGUAUUGUAUAGAUUGUAAUAUUAAAUCUAAUGGAACCUAUUGAUGUUGGUUGUAUUGGUGUUCAAA
Molecule: messenger RNA, 2409 nt
Organism: Setaria italica (foxtail millet)
Lineage: Eukaryota; Viridiplantae; Streptophyta; Magnoliopsida; Poales; Poaceae
Product: ABC transporter G family member 11
Exons: 8
Coding region: 203-2296 (697 amino acids)
Cellular component (GO): membrane
Molecular function (GO): ATP binding; ABC-type transporter activity; ATP hydrolysis activity
Source: RefSeq, a predicted model, not a curated record